Molecule: messenger RNA, 1799 nt
Organism: Thunnus maccoyii (southern bluefin tuna)
Lineage: Eukaryota; Metazoa; Chordata; Actinopteri; Scombriformes; Scombridae
Gene: myoz1a
Product: myozenin 1a
Exons: 7
Coding region: 137-1165 (342 amino acids)
Cellular component (GO): Z disc; actin cytoskeleton
Molecular function (GO): FATZ binding; telethonin binding; actin binding
Source: RefSeq, a predicted model, not a curated record
CUCCCCCCAUCUUGACACCAACACUGCUGGAACCCACACCCCCAACCCUUGGGAAGAUCUGCCAUCUGAGUGUAAGGUCUGUUUCUCCUCCAAGGAUUACAACAAAACACAGAUAUUCUUUCCUGACCCUCCAGUCAUGCCUCUGGGAACACCUGCCCCCGUAAACAAGCGGAAAAAGCCCUCGAAGAUCAUAACUGACCUAUCACAUGUCAGUCAGGAUGAGUAUGAGUCAGAACCAGAGGCAUCUGAGUUUGACCUGGGAACAAAGAUCAGGACUCCCAAAGACAUCAUGCUGGAGGAGCUUUCUCUAAUGAAGAACCGAGGCUCCAAGAUGUUCAAGAUGAGGCAGCAGAGAGUGGAAAGGUUCAUCUAUGAGAACAACCCUGACAUCUUCAGCAGUGAGUCAAUGGACAACCUGCAGGAGUUUGUUGGAGGUCAGAUGGGAGGUCACAUGAUAAAUAUUGGUGGGCAUUUACUCAGCAAAGAGGCUGGGAAGCUGCAUUAUUCAGGGUUAAAUAUCGGAGGAGGGCCCCCUGUUCCUCCUCCAAAGCCUGGAAGCAAAGGUGCAGGAGCUGGUGGGGCAGGAGGAGAAGGUGGCCAUGGGCAUGGCCAUGGGCAUGGCCAUGAGCAUGGCCAUGGGCAUGGUCAUGGGCAUGGCCAUGGCCAUGGGCAUGGGCAUGGCCAUGGGCAUGGUCAUGGGCAUGGUCAUGGGCAUGGCCAUGGGCAUGACCAUGGAGAAGGAGCUAGUGAUUGGGCUCCACUAAAAGGAGGUGGAACAGAUGACUUGGUUAAGAAGCACAUUUAUGUAAAGACGUACAUCUCACCAUGGGAGAAAGCCAUGAAGGGCGAUGAGUCUCUGAUAGCCACUCUGAAAACUGGAAUGCCUGGUCCACAUGAGCACAAGGAUUUGCCCAAGUACAAAUCCUUCAACAGGAGUGCCAUGCCCUUCGGCGGCAUUGAAAAGGCCAACCAGUUAUUGAAAUUCCAGCUGCCAGCUGAGACAACCAAAGAGGAGCCCGAACCAGUAGUGGUGUACAAUCAGGACGUCAACUGCCGACCUUCCUUCAACCGCACUCCUAUUGGCUGGGUGGGUAGCAGUGAGCCCAGCAGCAUUCAUUUGGAGAUGGAUACUGUGCCCUUUGAUGGAGAGACCGACGAGCUGUAAAAAAUACUGCCAUUACACUCACUGUGCACAGACACAUACACACAUGUAAGCAUGAAUGCAUGCAUACAUGUUAGCAUUCACACACACGAUAGAUGAGCUUACACUUAACUGUCAUAUUGAUGAAUUUGAAUCACUCAGUGUGAAUAAAUGAUGGCAUACAUGAAAUGUGGUCAUGUUCUUGCUCUGUGUUUGACUGUAAGGCAAAGAAAUGAAAUAUUGAUGUUCUAGGGAGAUGAAACAUCAAAUGUGUAUUUGUUAAGUUCAUAAGUUGAGCCAGAGCACUCUUUUAAUUUGUCAGAAAAACUGUUGUUUGCAGUUAAAAUGUUGCUGAUUUUGUCAAUGAGGAAAGAAUGAAACAUUUAUGAAGGAUAAAUUUAUGCUGAUGUUACUGUUGUGCAUGCUGUCUGGAUGUCAACUUGUUACCACGUUUGUUAUUUCCCAGUGCUCUUUUUGUUGUUAAGAUUCUCUGACUUUUUUUUGAGCUAUGGAAACCCUAUAAAGAAAACUAUUUUGGAUGCAUGCAUAGAUUCAGUUGCUGAUCCAUUCACCCACUUCAUCAUCCACAGUUUCUCCACAAUAAACUUUUUCAAACGGUAACAAUAAUCUUGAAGAGUGAUUAAAAUAUCAAGGGAAA